Molecule: messenger RNA, 1137 nt
Organism: Talaromyces proteolyticus
Lineage: Eukaryota; Fungi; Ascomycota; Eurotiomycetes; Eurotiales; Trichocomaceae
Product: putative mitochondrial protein
Exons: 3
Coding region: 197-943 (248 amino acids)
Biological process (GO): cristae formation
Cellular component (GO): MICOS complex; mitochondrial crista junction
Source: RefSeq, a predicted model, not a curated record
CCGUGUUUGCUCUUCCUAUCUUUUCUCGUCGCCACCAGCCGAGUUGCCGGAAAAGGCUUGGCUCGGCCGUCCCUUCCCUUCCCGACCGGCAUCAACGUCAGUGCAAAAGACCUGCAAAGCUGCACAAAGUCGUCCUCCAGCACUCCAUUCUACCCGUCGCCGCAUCCAUUGGCCCUUGACUUCUGUCCCAUUCAAGAUGUCAUUUCGGCCAAUGCUCCAGCGACGAGCUGUCGCUCCCAUAGCAGCGACCCUCCUCGCUGGAGGUAUUGUUGCGUAUCCUAGGCGAACUGUCUACGCAGAAGCCCCGUCAGAUCUGAGAAAACCUAUUUACGACGACUACCCUUCCGAGCUAUCCUCCGAACCGAUCCAAUUGCCCAACACCUCCCUUUCCCUUGCCCCUUCUUCAGAGACACAAUCGACAGAGCCUCCUAGUGUGACUGAUCUCCUUGAGGGUCAAGUCCGUCGAGCCCGUCUCUUCCUUUACGCUCACUCCCUAGCCGCCGAGAACGCUUUCAAUGACUUCUUGUCUCGCGUGCUCCGUAUCGAAAACGCUUUCACCGAUACCGUAGCCUCUCUUGCUCCGUCUGCUGAAUCUGGGGAGCGACUUCUUCCGGGAGGCAUAUAUGUCGUUGUGUCAGCGAUGGCGGGAUCUAUUGUAUCGCGAAACCGCGGUAUUGUUCUUCGCUCUGCCACGCCUCUUGCGUUCGGCACCGUCGCUGCUUGGACUCUACUGCCCGUCACCAUGAGGAACGUUUCAGAUUUUCUUUGGGAAUACGAGAAGAAAGUGCCGGCGGUGGCCGACAACCAUCUCAAAGCCCGCAACUUCAUUGAACAUACAUACACAACAGGCGUUGCUCACAGCCAGAUGGGUCGCGUGAUGUUAGAGGAUAAGAUCGGAGAAAUCCGAGAGUCUCUUGAGAAAUGGAUUAGCAAAGGACGAUGAUCUGUUUCAAGUUUGACCAUGCUCCCAAAGCGUGAUGCAUUGUAAGAUCAGUUAUUUCUUUUCAUUCAAUAUGUGUGAGGUAAUCGGCCUUUGGUACUAUAUACAUUUAUUGGUAUACUGGAAACGGACCAGACUUAGUACCCUGCUUAGAGAUAUCUGUUUUUAGACAUCAAAAGCUUUCAUUUGUCGGGUCG